UAAUGAUAAAGGCCAAAGGGGUUUUGUUUUUCUAAGGUUUUUGAAAGGGUUUUAGACUGUCAACACUCCUCCAUUCUUGCAGUUCCAAACUAUUGAACCUACACACACCUAUCUCCAAUGGCGUCCAACCAAGACAAAACCCACAACUUCGAAGAUUCAGAUGUCGACAUUGAUGAAGAUGGUGACGAACUCGAUGUUGACGAAGCUUGGAAUGAUUGGAACGCAGAUGAAAACGACGAAAAUGACGAUGAUGAUUCCGAAUUCAAGUGUUUGUUCUGUAAUUUCAACUUCACUUCUUCCGAUUCUAUGAUUCAACAUUGCGAUUCAACUCACCAUUUUGAUUUUGCUUGCCUAAAAAAGAGCUUAGGGUUGGACUUCUAUGGCUGCUUUAAGCUUGUUAAUUACGUUAGGGCUAUGGUAGCACAAAAUAGCUGCUGGAGUUGUGGCCAUCAGUGCAAGUCCAAUCAAGAGCUUCUAAAUCAUCUCCAUGAGACUAAAGUUUCACAGGAGAUGAAGCUUUUGUGGGAUGAUGAUAGAUAUCUGCAACCUUUUAUGGAAGGAGAUUCUUUGCUCUAUAGCUUUGAUCAAGAUGAAGAUUUCGAAGAAGAUGAGUGUAUGCAGUCUGUUGAUGAGGAGGAACUAUCACGGAUAGUGGGAGAAGCAAAGAAACUGUCGAGUAUAUUGGGUGAUGUGCAGAAAAUAUGCUCUGAUGAUGAAGUGAUGGUAGACGCUGAUGCCUCUAGCCCCACUGAUUCGAAUAGGGAAGUGACAAAAGUUAUGCCUUCUACUUCUAUUGGUAGCUCUUCUAGGGAAGCAGUGGUAAAUGGAGUUGAUGUUGGACGUGAUUUAUCGGAUGCAAUGAAAAAGAAUUUGUCCCUUAGAGCUUCUUUUGGUAGAGUUGCAGCAUCAGAGAUUAAGAAAGUAAACGAAAGUUAUUUUGGAUCCUACAGCUCCUUUGGCAUCCAUCGGGAGAUGUUAAGUGACAAGGUUAGAAUGGAUUCGUAUAGUCAAGCUAUUUUGAAAAAUCCAUCUCUUUUUGGUGGUGCUGCUGUGAUGGACGUUGGUUGUGGGACUGGUAUACUAAGUCUUUUUGCAGCCCAGGCAGGGGCUUCGAGAGUUAUAGCAGUGGAUGCAAGUGAGAAGAUGGUUGCUGUUGCUAGUCAGAUUGCGAAAGAAAAUGGCUUUUUAAGGAAUGCGAGUACUUGCAAAGGUAGUAAGCAGAGCUCUGACGUAGUUGAAGUUGUCCAUGGUAUGAUUGAGGACAUUGAAAAAACGAUAUCAAUUAAACCCCAUACUAUAGAUGUCUUAUUGAGUGAAUGGAUGGGUUACUGUUUGCUCUAUGAAUCAAUGCUCAGCUCUGUCCUCUUCGCACGGGAUCGAUGGCUGAAGCCUGGGGGUGCCAUUCUGCCAGAUACAGCAACUAUGUUUGCUGCAGGUUUUGGAAGGGGUUGUACCAGUCUCCCCUUUUGGGAAAAUGUUUAUGGUAUUGACAUGUCUUCCGUUGGGAAGGAACUUGCUAAAGAUGCAGCCGAGCAUCCUAUAGUUGAUUUUGUUGAUAAUAAUGAUAUUGUGACUGAGACUGCAUCUCUGAAGAACUUUAAUUUGGCAACCAUGAAAAUAGAAGACAUGGAUUUUACUUCUAGCAUCGUGUUGCAACCGAAGUCGACUAGUGUUGCUGAAUCAGGUGACAAGAAACACGGGCUGACAUGGUGUCAUGGAGUUGUUCUAUGGUUUGACAAUGGAUUUACAAGUAGAUUUUGCAAAGAAAUGUCAGCUAACUUAUCCACAUCCCCAUACACGCCAAAGACACAUUGGGCCCAGACAAUUUUCACCUUUAGGGAGCCCAUAUUACUCUCAUCAGGAAGACUUGAUGUUAAGAGUUCAGCUGUCGUUGGUACUGAUUCAUGCCCAGCCUCUAAGAUUGAGGUACGCAUUAGUAUUGCUCGUGCACCGCAGCACCGAGCCAUUGACAUAUCAAUGGAGACUUCAGCAGUCAGCCAUGAUUGCCGAAGGCAAGCUUGGCCUGUACAGAUUUUCAACCUCUCUUAGAAGCUUACAUUUUUUAUGUCCUGUUAUUGUUGUAUCAGUUGAGUGAUUGAUAUAGUCUUAUUUCUCCCUUAAUUUUCUUGUUCUUUUUGUUACAUUUUAUAGCCAGUAAUGACCUCCAUAUAUGGACAUCUACAAAUUUGGUUUAUUUGGGUAUAUUGAAGAUUUUUUUCGUUCUUUAA
Molecule: messenger RNA, 2228 nt
Organism: Spinacia oleracea (spinach)
Lineage: Eukaryota; Viridiplantae; Streptophyta; Magnoliopsida; Caryophyllales; Amaranthaceae
Product: probable protein arginine N-methyltransferase 3
Exons: 7
Coding region: 118-2049 (643 amino acids)
Biological process (GO): chromatin remodeling; peptidyl-arginine methylation, to asymmetrical-dimethyl arginine
Cellular component (GO): nucleus
Molecular function (GO): protein-arginine N-methyltransferase activity; histone methyltransferase activity
Source: RefSeq, a predicted model, not a curated record